Molecule: messenger RNA, 706 nt
Organism: Hibiscus syriacus
Lineage: Eukaryota; Viridiplantae; Streptophyta; Magnoliopsida; Malvales; Malvaceae
Product: cytochrome b5-like
Exons: 3
Coding region: 157-564 (135 amino acids)
Cellular component (GO): membrane; intracellular membrane-bounded organelle
Molecular function (GO): heme binding
Source: RefSeq, a predicted model, not a curated record
UCUCAUUUUCAUUCCCUUUUUGUAAUCCAAAACAGAAGCAAUUCUCUCCAUCUUUCAGAGUUAUUCACUCCUUUUUUUCUCUCUUCAUUUUCUCUAAAUACAAACUUUAAGAUUAAGGCAGGGGGAGAGGUUGGGGAAGAAGCAAAGUGAAGCAAAAUGGGUGGUGGCGAUGGAAAGGUGUUCACUUUGGCUCAAGUCUCUGAGCACAACGAUCGCAAAGACUGUUGGCUUAUCAUCAAUGGCAAGGUUUAUGACGUGACGAAGUUUUUGGAAGACCACCCUGGUGGUGAUGAAGUGUUAUUAUCAGCAACAGGGAAGGAUGCCACUGAUGAUUUCGAGGAUGUCGGCCAUAGCGAUAGUGCCAGAGACAUGAUGGAUCAAUACUGUGUCGGAGAGAUCGAUGUCUCAACCAUCCCGAAGAAGACCAAAUAUAAACCCUCAACACAGCCUCACUAUAAUCAGGACAAGACAUCUGAGUUCAUUAUCAAGCUCCUUCAGUUCUUGGUUCCACUCGCCAUCUUGGGUUUGGCGGUUGGAAUCCGCCUCUACACGAAAUCGUCUUAAGAUCCCGAAUUGUGUUGGGAUGAUGGAAAACUUAUGUUCCCAUCUAUGCUAAUCAUUGAAACUGAUUGUCCUCUCUCUGUUGUGUAAUCUAUGGUUGCUGCCUUUCUGCAGGUAAUGGAUGUUUGAAACUCUUUUACUUUUA